Diaporthe batatas is the source of this 1990-nucleotide messenger RNA. RefSeq lists its product as uncharacterized. The record is from RefSeq and is a predicted model, not a curated record. Lineage: Eukaryota; Fungi; Ascomycota; Sordariomycetes; Diaporthales; Diaporthaceae. The transcript has 2 exons. Gene Ontology annotation, cellular component: SAGA complex. Bases 521 to 1990 code for a protein of 489 amino acids.
GCGGGCUGCAGAGAAGGCUGGCGCAUGCAUUCUCUUCCUCCCUCCCCUCUGCAAACUCGCACCGAACGGCCAGCAGCACCACCACAGUAUCUACUCCGUACCAAAGCCCAGCUCACCUAACCCAUCAAUCAUCUGCCCCAGCCCCACCCAGCCUCUCUCCCCCCCAAGAGGUUUGAAACCCAACUCAACCACCACUGCCAGCACCACCUCAGAGGACGGCCUCCGUAAGCGCCUGGGACAGCCUCCCGCCCCUUGGACCCCAUCCCCCAUCCCUCCUCCCUCCUCCCGAGCCGAGUUGCCAGAGCUCACGGGUACUUUGUCCCUACCACCGCAUCCCAGCCAGCUCCAAGGUACCCCCAGCGCCCCCCCGUGUUCCUGUCCCGCAGCGCAUCCCGUCACACCCCCUCCGUUCCGCGUACCCGUUGCCUUCCCAUCGCCCAAUGACGACGACGGGAUCGGGCCUUGAUUUGCUGCCAGGCCAGAGGUUCCAAGCAUUCCCGCGAUUGCUCCUUCCCAGAGAAUGACAUGGCAACCUUCCAGGCGCAAUGACAACCAGACUAGCAAGCCUCCGCCUCCUUUUCGACACGAACGGUCCUCAUCCGGCUCAAGACUUCUACGGGAGGUUGCCAACACAGAAAGCUGGAGGGACAUGUCGCAGCGGAAUAGAGAGACGAGGCCAGGGGCCCGGGCUCGCAACAGUAGCGCCCAGGGCGAGGAGGUCGGGCUCUGGCAAAAGAUCCAGGAGGAUCUUGCCACGGUCAUCGCAGAGGUGAACCAGAGCAAUGACAACGUCCGUCAGAUCGCCGGCCAGGAGAGCUACAUAGUCAGCAACCAGGACUCCAAGGACCCCACCGAUAUCAAGUCCGUAGACGAGGGGCUUCAAAACCUGGACAAGCUCUAUCGCGACGGCGUCAAGAUCAACGAUAGCACCGUGAAAAAGAUCACCGAUCUGCUGGGCUUCAUUGAGAUAUUGAAAGGCAUCCAAGAAGCCAAGGAGAAGGCCGCCGCACCAGCAACCGGGUCCUCGUCUCGUUCGGCCAGCCUGCUUUCCGGCACCAACCGCAGCUCCAGCCGGACCGGCAAGCCGGACAAGGCUGAUCGCGAGCGCGAGAGGGAAAGAGAGCGUGAAAGAGAGCGCGAGAGAGAGCGCGAGAGAGAAAGGGACCAGCGGGAAAAAGAUCGGGAGCGGGAGCGCGAACGGGAGCGCGAGAAGGAGAGGGAGCGCAACCGCGACCGCGACCGCGACCGCGACCGCGACCGUGACCGUGACCGCGACCGUGACCGCGACAGCGAGAGAGAUGCCGAAAGGGACAGGGACAGGGACAGGGACAGGGACAAGGACAAGGCCGAUCUCUACGACUUUGACGGGUCUGCUGACAGCCCGCAUCCCAGCCCCAUCGGCGGCCACGCGCGGAAGCUCGGCGGGCGCAGCGGAGGAGCGUCGAGCGACCGGUCGGGGAACCGUGACAGCGUCCCGCCACGACCAGGCGACCGCGAUACCCCCAAGGCCGAAAGUGCGGAGCCGCAGUCCGGCAGCUUCUCGUCGGGGGCGCCCACGGUGGGAAGCUCGAUCCGGGCCAAGGUCAUGUUCUCGCGGGAUCAGGACGUGGCCUUCAAACCCAAGCCGCCGACACCCAACGACACCACAGAGUGGUACCUAGGCAAGGUGAAGCAGGUGACGGGCGAGGGUAAGGGCCGGCGUUACAUUGUCAAGGACGAGGACCCGGAUGUGCCCUCGCCUGCUAGGAAGGAAUAUAAAAUGUCCGCGUCGGCGAUGAUACCGAUCCCGCCGCCCAGCACAGAGCUGCCGAAGCUCGAAAAGGGCAAGACGGUCCUAGCGCUGUACCCCGACAGUACGACUUUCUACAAGGCCGAGGUGACGGGGAUGGACGCCAGCACGGGAAACGUCAACUUGCGGUUCGAAGGGGAGGAGCAGUCAGGGACUCAGCAGGUUGUGGAGCGCCGGUUUGUGGUGGACUAUCGGGACUAG